Pestalotiopsis fici W106-1 is the source of this 1935-nucleotide messenger RNA. RefSeq lists its product as uncharacterized. The transcript is spliced from 2 exons. The record is from RefSeq and is a predicted model, not a curated record. Gene Ontology annotation, molecular function: flavin adenine dinucleotide binding; monooxygenase activity. Lineage: Eukaryota; Fungi; Ascomycota; Sordariomycetes; Amphisphaeriales; Sporocadaceae. The coding region runs from base 1 to 1935 and encodes 644 amino acids.
AUGAAUACCGGGCCAGUUCUGGUACAAGACGUACCGAGUCGAUCAUCUCGCACAAGACAGAUUGCUCCGGGGUCAGUCAACAUACCGAUACCGGCAUGGCCCAAAGACACCACCACCACGACAGUGGACGCCGAUGAGAUAGCAACAAAAGUCAUCGGCUCGCUGAAUCUUGCACUCGACAGAGGCGAUAAUGCGGCUGUGGCGAGACUUUUCAUGGACAAUGGCUAUUGGAGGGAUCAUCUCUGCUUAACCUGGGAUCUGCGGACCAUGAAGGGAGUCAGCAAAAUCCAAGGCUUUCUUGACGAUGGCCACCAUUUGCAAAGCAUUGAAAUUGAUCGGUCUAGCACAGAUCGGGCUCCCAAGCUCACUGCGCUGGAUCCCAAUGGGACUGUCAAGGGUGUCCAAUUUUUCACCAAGAUCGCAACACAGCACGGUUCUGGGAGAGGUCUCAUCAAUAUUGUGGACGACUCGGGAGACUGGAAAAUAUUUACAUGUUUCACAACGCUCACCGAGCUCACGGGUUUCGAGGAGGCCAUUGGACACAACCGACCAAAGGGUGUUCAACACGGUGCCAUGCCUUCGCGGAAGAACUGGCUAGAUCGGAGAAAGGAUGAACUCGAGUUUCAAGGUCAUGACCCUGAAGUUCUCAUUAUAGGAUGCGGACAAGCCGGCCUGACAAUGCAUGCUCGGUUGAAGAUGAUUGGCGUGCCCGCCCUCAUCAUCGAUACCUGCAACGAAGUUGGCGAUAACUGGCGCAAUCGCUAUCACCAGCUUGUACUACACGAUCCGAUCUGGUACGACCAGAUGCCUUACUUGGAGUUCCCCAAGUUCUGGCCCAUCUACACACCCAAGGACAAACUAGCAGGGUAUUUCAAGUCUUAUGCAGAGAUGCUGGAGCUCAAUAUAUGGACCAGAACUUCUCUCACGUCCACCAAAUGGGACGAAUCCAAACAAGAAUGGACUGUGCAGAUCCGACGCGAGCUUCCCAAUGGCAGUAUUGAAUCACGAAUCAUGCAUCCAAAGCACAUUGUGCAGGCAACCGGCCACUCUGGCAAGAAGAACCAGCCUGAUUUCCCGGGCUGGGACAGCUUCAAAGGCGACGUAAUCUGCCACUCGUCUGAGUUCUCAGGCGCCGGCAAGUACGACAAGGGCAAAAGCCACAAGGGUAAAAAGGCCGUCGUGGUCGGCUCGUGCAACUCGGCCAUGGACAUCUGCCAGGCCUACUUUGAGGAAGGGUACGACGUGACCAUGGUCCAGCGCAGCUCGACGGCCAUUAUUGGCGCCGACACCAUCAAGGACUUGCUGCUGGGCAAGCUCUACUCCGAGGACGGGCCGCCCAUUGACGACGCCGACAUGCUCAUCUGGGGCUGGCCGACCGAGGUCUUCAAGGCCAUCCACCAGCAGCUGACGAGAAAGCAGGUCGACCAGGACAAGGACAUCCUGGAGGGCCUGGAAAAGGCCGGGUACAAGGUCGACUAUGGCCCCGACGACUGCGGCAUCUUUGUCAAGUACUUUCAGCGCGGUGGCGGUUACUACUUUGACGUGGGCAGUUGCCAUCUCGUCAUUGACGGCAAGGUCAAGGUCAAACAGGGCCAGGAGGUGGCCGAGAUUCUGCCCCACGGCAUCAAGUUUGCCGACGGUUCGGAGCUCGAGGCCGACGAGAUUGUCGUCGCUACGGGCUAUCAAAAUAUGAGGACGGGCACCAGACAAAUCUUUGGCGACGAGGUCGGGGACAAGGUCGGCGACGUGUGGGGAUUUGAUGAAGAGGGCGAGAUGAGAACUAUCUGGAAGCAAAGUGGACACCCGGGGCUCUGGCUCUUUGGCGGCAAUUUCGCCAUGUGUAGGUAUUAUUCAAGAUUGGUUGCUCUACAGAUCAAGGCUCAUUUGGAGGGCAUGACUGGAAAGCAUGCGAGAAGAGACAGCAAGAUGAUGUGA